Messenger RNA from Balaenoptera musculus (blue whale), 5193 nucleotides. Its product is annotated as zinc finger protein 84-like. Gene Ontology annotation, biological process: regulation of transcription by RNA polymerase II. Bases 941 to 2518 code for a protein of 525 amino acids. The transcript has a single exon. Gene Ontology annotation, cellular component: nucleus. Gene Ontology annotation, molecular function: DNA-binding transcription activator activity, RNA polymerase II-specific; RNA polymerase II cis-regulatory region sequence-specific DNA binding. The record is from RefSeq and is a predicted model, not a curated record. Lineage: Eukaryota; Metazoa; Chordata; Mammalia; Artiodactyla; Balaenopteridae.
CUUAAUCACUGCACCACCAAGGAAGUCCAGGAUGACAUUUUAAAAGUGAAAACUAGGACAUCUCUCUCCUACUAUUACCUUGAAUGGCAUCCUGUUACUAUUAGUAUAAUAUCCAAAUUCCUUCCAGGGUCUCCUACACGUGAGCAUUUCCUGACUACUGCCUACAUUUUUGUUUACUUCUUUGUAUAAAAAUGUUUGAAGUAUAACAUAGUUAAUUUUUACAAUCAGCACACUGUAUAACGAGCAUUUAGAUCAAGAAUACCAGUGUACUGUGCCGGUUGCCAUUGUGUGAAUAUACAACAAUUUAUUCAUUCUGCAUUUAGGCCUUUAUGAGUAAUCCUCCUAUAUGGUUUUAUGUAAAUGUCUCCCUUUAUUUUAUUUUCUUUUUUUUUUGAAAAUAUUUAUUUCUAAAUGGUUUAGACUUAAUGUGAAAUCCCAAGAUUAUACACAAAUUUUAUGCACAUUGUUUUUGCAGAUUUCCUUAAGUGAUAAUUUUACCACAUUUGCUUUAUCAUAGUCUAUCUAUCUGUCAUUACACACACACACACCACACACACACACACACACACACACACACACACACACACACAGAGGUACAUAUUGUUUUCCUGAACUCUUUACCCCUAAAUACUUAAGUGUGUGUUUCCUAGAAACAAGGUCAUUUAAAAAAUAUAAACAGAAUACAGUUAUCAAAAUCAGAAUAUUAAUAUUGAUACAGAACUAUUAUCCAAUCUACAGAGUUUAUUCAGAUUCUACUGAUUGUCUCACUAAUAUUUUUUAUAGUAAAUGAAAAAAACCCUUCUUUUGCUGUCUUGCUCAUUCUGCCGUGGGUACUCUGGCUUUAAUCUAGACGUCAGAGCUUGCUAAUUAUAACUCAACUUCUUUAGGCAAGAAACUAUAUGGAUGCAACAAAAGUGCAGUGAAUACUUGUAAACCACUCAUGACCAUGCCUUGGAGAACUCAUGCAGGAAAGAAAUCCCAUGAAUGCUGUGAUUGUAAGAGAGCCUUUCCCAGUAAGUUAAAGCUAAUUACUCAUCAGGAAACUCACACAGGAGAGAAACCAUAUGGAUGCAAUCAACGUCAGAAAGUCUUCAUUACAAAGUCAGUGCUCACCUAUCAUCAGAAGACCCGUCACAGAGAAGGGAAGUCCUAUGGAUGCAGCAAAUGUGGGAAUACUUUCCCUUGGAAGUCAAAACAACUCACUUUACAUCAGAGAACUUAUUCAGGAGAGAGACCUUUCAGAUGCAGAGUAUGUGAUAAAGCCUUCAUGGUUAGGACACAUCUCACUGUACAUCAGAGAACUCACACAGGAGAGAAACCAUACGAAUGCUCAGAUUGUGAGAAAGCCUUCUCAAAAAAGUCUCAGCUCCUGAUUCAUCAGCGAAUUCACACAGGAGAGAGACCAUUUGGAUGUAGUCAAUGUCAGAAAUCCUUCGUUACAAAGUCAGCACUAAUCUAUCAUCAGAAAACCCGUCACAGAGAAGGGAAAUCCUAUGGAUGCAACAAAUGUGGGAAAACUUUUCCUUGGAGGUCAAAACUCAUUUUACAUCAGAGGACUCAUUCAGGAGAGAGACCUUUCAGAUGCAGAGUAUGUGAUAAAGCCUUCAUGGUUAGGACACAUCUCACUGUACAUCAGAGAACUCACACAGGAGAGAAACCAUACGAAUGCUUAGAUUGUGAGAAAGCCUUCUCAAAAAAGGCUCAGCUCCUGAUUCAUCAGCGAAUUCACACAGGAGAGAGACCAUAUGGAUGCAGUGAAUGUCCACAAGCCUUCAUCCAGAAGUCAGAUCUCAGUAAUCAUAAGAAAACUCAUCAUGCAGUAGGGAAAUCCCAUGAAUGCAGUGAAUGUGGGAAGGUUUUGUCCUCUAAGUCAACUCUCAUUAUACAUCGGAGAAGCCAUACAGGUGAGAAACCCUUCAAAUGCAGUGCAUGUGAUAAAGCCUUCACAUCAAAGGCACAUCUCAUUGUACAUGAGAGAAUUCAUACAGGAGAGAGACCGUAUGAAUGCUUAAAUUGUGAGAAAGCCUUCUCCACUAAGGCACAUCUCAUGAUUCAUCAGCGAAUUCACACAGGAGAGAGGCCUUAUGGAUGUAAUGAAUGUCAACAAGCUUUCACCCAGAAGUCAGGUCUCACUAACCAUCUACAAAAUUGUCAUGCUGGAGUAAAAUCGUAUGGAUGCAGUGAAUGUGGGAAGGUUCUGUCCUGUAAGUCAACUCUCAUUAUACAUCAGAGAACCCAUACAGGUGAGAAACCGUUCAAAUGUAGUGUAUGUGACAAAGCUUUCGCAGCUAAAUCGUAUCUUACUGUACAUCAGAGAAUUCAUACAGGAGAGAGACCAUAUGAAUGCUGCAAUUGUAAGAAAGCGUUUGCUACUUUGUCAACUCUCAUUGGUCACCGGAGAACUCACACAGGAGAGAGACCCUAUGGGUGCAUUGAAUGUCAGAAAGCCUUCUUUCGGAAAUCAGCUCUUGCUAAUCAUCAGCGAACUCAGCAUAGAGGAAAAUCCUCUAUGCAAUGACUGUGGGAAUGUGAGAAAGCUCUUUUGAUUAAUCUUAUCUACUCAGAGAACUCAUACAGAAUAGAAAUGCCUAUGAAGUCUCUGAUUAUAUAGACUCUUUUGGAACUCUUGUAGGAAAGAAACCUUAUAUAUGGAAUGAAAGUUGUACCUCUUCCAUCUGAAGACAUCUCCUCAUUAUACCUUAGGGAAUCUCACCAAAAAAGAAACAUUAUAAAGGCAGCAGUUGUCAAAAGACUUUAUUUGAAAGUCACAGCCUAUGCAUUUAGGAGGCAAAAACCUAUGGAUGCAGGGAAAGUGGGAAAUUAUUCUUUUUCAAGUCUUAUUUGUUAGACAUUAUGGUAUUCAUUCAGGAGAGGGACCCUACAGUUGCAGUGAAUGCAGCCAAGCUAAGAAAAAUUACAUCUCAUUGUACAUAAAAAUAGAAAUUUCAGGAAUGUUGUGAUAAUGAGAGUAUUCCCUAGAAAGUCAAAACUCUUUGAACAUCUUGUACAGGAGAUGAACAUCUUGUACAGGAGAGAGAUCCGGUAGGUGCAGUGAAUGUGGUAGUCUUAAUGCAUAUCUUCCGAUAAUGCAUAUCUUCCUUACAUCAACAAACCCAGAUAGGAGGAAAGCCUUGUUAAUGUAGUAAAUGUAGUACAUCCUUCAUAUAGAUGUCAAAGCUCACUAAUCAUCCACAGAUUCAUAUAAUAGAUAAAUCUUUUUGAAACAAGGAAUGUGGAAAGCUUUUGAAAGUGACAUAUUAAACACCAGUUACUUAAUUCAGGAGAGAAUCCAGUAGAUAUAGUUAAAGUCUGCCUUUGGCCACAAAAGGGUACGAAUUACAGUGAUUGUCAAAAUGCUUUAUUUACAAUUCAGAACUCCUUAAUUGCCCACUAACUCAUAUAGCAGAAAGACCCUGUUCUCAGGGGGAUAAUUUCUGGAUUCAAUGAAGUUAUAAAAUCCUUAAGGAAUCAUAUUUCUAUUCUACUCCAGUAAACUUCUACUUCAGUAAACUCAUACAUUACAGAAAAACUGUGAUUAUAGUCACUGAAAAUGCUUCCUAUGGAGGAUUGGCUAUCAUUAAGCACCAUGAGCUCUUGAAAAUAGAAACAAUUUGCUCUACACAGAGACUUUAUGAAUGCGGCAAAAGCAUCAGUGAUAAAUUAUAUUUUAUUUUUGCAUUUCAUGAUUUUAUUUCUUCACAUCUGACUGUAUCUUAAACUGUGAUGCAUGUUACAGUUGAUGGAAUGUCAUCAUUUCAUUGUUAGGGCUUUUCUACAUUUGGUGGCAUUCUAGAUUUGAGUAAUUAAGUAAAACCUGGGAACUCUAGAAUGAAAUAAUUUUCUAAGGGUUUAAUAUAAUUGUUUUAGAAAGGAUUCCAGAGAAUAUUCUACUACAAAUAUUAGGUAUUUUCACUGCAAACACAAUGCUGUUUGAAUAUAGAAAAAAAUCAGAACAUAAGGAUCAGUUGGAUUUCGACCAAGGUUUGUAAGGGUUACGUUGUAGACUAUAUACUACAUAAAAUGGACUUUAUGUAUUUAAUUUUAUUUUUAUUUUUGGAAUUAUGUGAAGAAUGUAAUUUUUAGGGUUUAAUAAAUUUCCAGCAUAGGCAUAGAAUGUUGAGUAAUAUAAUCUAAUAUAAAUAGAAAUGUUCUAUUUCCUUAUAAAUCAAAAUUUAAUAUGUAAUUUGACUCAUUAAUAAGUCUAAAGAAUUACACCACAUAAGUUUGUUGUCCUUAUUUUUACUGUCUUUUGUAGUAUUUCUGCCAACUGUGAUGAUACAUCACUUCUUGAAGCCUACAUUUUUCUAGAGCCUUAUUUUUGAAAUAUCCAAAGAUGAUAAAAGAUGUACAUAAAAUACUAAAAAACAAGCAGCACAUGAGACUGAAGGAGGGAAGAAGACAGGGUUAUGUGUGGUGAGCUCAAGUGCAUGUAUUUCCACUGCUGUGUCUAACAGGAACUUUGGAAUCGUUAUUAUAACAUGUCCUUGGGCACUACAAACAUUUCCUUUCCUCUUAGCGUUUCCUAAAAUGCCUGGUAUUUUUCUAAUAUUAAGAAUAACAUUGCAGAAAUUGGAACUCUUGCACAUUGCUGGCAUGUAAAAUGGUUCCAUUGCUAUGGAAAAAAAAGUUGGUAGUCCCUCUAAAAAGUUAAAUAUAGAAUUACUAUAUGACCCAGGAAUUCCACUCUUGGGUAUAUACCCAAGGAAAUUGAAAACAGGUACUUAAAUACUUGCAUAAGGUUAUUCAUAGCAGCACUAUUCACAAUAGCCAGAAGGUGGAAACAACCCAGAUGCCCAGCAGUGGGUUACUGGAAAAACAAAAUGUGGUAUGUGUAUAUACAUGUACCUAUACAUAUAUGUGUAAUUGAAUAUUAAUCACCUAUACAAGUGAAGUAUCGAUAUACAUUAUAACAUGAAUAAGCCUCAAAAACAGUACACUGAGUGAAAGAAGCCAGACACAAGAGAUCACAUAUUGUAUUUCUGUUUAUAUGAAAUGUGAAGAAUAGGUAAAUCUAUAGAGACAUAAAGCAAAUUGGUGGUUACCAGGACCUGGGGGGAAGGGGAAAUUGAGACUGAAUGAUUAAUGGAUAUGUAGUUUUCUUUUAGAAUGAUGAAAAUGUUUUGGAACUAGGUAGAGGUGGUGGUUGCAUAACAUUGUCAAUGGAGUAAGUGGUCACUGAAUUGUAUACUUUGA